Messenger RNA from Striga asiatica, 372 nucleotides. Lineage: Eukaryota; Viridiplantae; Streptophyta; Magnoliopsida; Lamiales; Orobanchaceae. The record is from the annotation of a GenBank genome assembly.
AUGAGCACAUUGAACGAUGUGGCUGAGAGCCCUCACAGCCCAGGCACAACGACGCAAUUAUCAGGGGCGCGCUCUCUUUCUUUCCCUAUCUCUUUCAAUCCAAUCGCUCUUCUGUCAACUUCCAAGUCUCUUUAUCUUAAUGGCGAGCUAGACAAUCCCGUAUUCGCCGGCAGACAAGUUGCUGAGGAACAAAGCAUCCGAUGCCUAUCGUCUACCCUCAAUCGCUUUGCCUCUUGGUCCGGCUUGAAAAUGAACCCACUCAAGUCGAAAGCCUUUGCUUCACAGCGAGUGACGCCUCUUGAGAAUUCCUGGCUUCGACAGGCCACCCCCAUUGGGUUUACUCAGAAUCUUGGUAAGUAUCUCGGCUUCUAA